AACUUCUAUUCGCUCGCUUUCAUCUGCAUUGGCCUUUUAACCCUCACUGCAUUUUCAGGUCAUUUGUACCCCCUUCGAAUACAAAAUGCUCAGUUCCAUGGCGCUCACGUCAUCUGUGAAAGUAGUACAAUAAUAUCAACACAGACGGAGAGAGUCUAGUCCAGCGGUGUGUGGAUUUUAACUACCACAUGGUGGAGCACAGCCUCAUCAAACUUUGUUCUGGUUUUAAACCCUGAACUGGGAAACAAAGUUCAACAUUUGGAAAACAUAUUAUUCAAAGCAAAAAGUUUCUCUGCAAUCAACUUUAAUGGAUUGUAACUCAGAAGCCCACAUUUUUCGUCUCUCCUAAAAAUGCCAACCACACGCUUGUGCUGAGAAAACGGAUUGCGAUGAUUGUGCCCAACGUGAGCCUCAGCGGCUGCACAAGGACCAAUAGCGCGCUGUGUGCGGUUGCUGGAGACAGGAAUCUGGAAGCGUCAUACCGCACCAGCCUAAGCCCGACCGGGAACCUGAUAGUCGCUGUGUGUUUGGGCUUUAUUGGUACCUUCGGAUUCCUCAACAACCUCCUGGUUCUUGUCCUCUUCUGCCGUUACAAGGUGCUGCGCUCGCCUAUCAACCUGCUACUAAUUAACAUUUCCUUCAGCGAUCUGCUUGUGUGUGUGGUGGGCACUCCGUUCAGUUUCGCGGCAAGUACGCAAGGAAGAUGGCUCAUAGGAAAAAGUGGAUGUGUAUGGUACGGGUUUGCCAAUUCACUAUUUGGCAUCGUGUCCCUCAUCUCCCUGGCCGUGCUCUCCUACGAGCGCUACAGCACCAUGAUGGGCCCAACCAAGGCCGACUCCACCAACUACCGGAAGGUAGCCUUGGGCAUCACUUUCUCCUGGUUCUACUCCUUGAUGUGGACCCUGCCGCCGCUCUUCGGCUGGAGCCGCUACGGCCCCGAGGGGCCCGGUACCACCUGUUCCGUGGACUGGAAGGCCAAGAGUGCCAACAAUGUCUCGUACAUCCUCUGCCUCUUUGUUUUCUGCCUCAUCAUCCCCUUCCUGGUCAUAGUCUACUGCUAUGGUAAGCUGUUGCAUGCAAUCAAACAGGUUAGCGGCAUCAACACAGCUAUGAGCAGGAAGAGGGAGCACCGUGUUCUUGUCAUGGUAGUCACCAUGGUGCUAGUGUACCUGAUGUGCUGGAUGCCCUACGGGGUCAUGGCCUUGCUGUCCACCUUCGGACGCCCCAGCCUGAUCACCCCUGAGGCCAGCAUUGUCCCCUCAGUCUUAGCCAAAACCAGCACGUUCAUCAACCCCAUUAUCUAUAUCUUCAUGAACAAGCAGUUCUACAGGUGCUUCCGAGCCCUGCUGAGGUGCCAAGAGCCCCAGAGGGGUUCCAGCGUCAGGAGCUCCUCCAAGGCGCCGACCAAAGCUGUCCGUGGUGGCACCAACAAAACCAACGACAACAACUUCACCUUCGAGGUGGCCUCCCUCGGGCAGCCCACCAGCGUAGUCCCCCAGCUGGGGAACGCAACUGUGUACGCAGCCGUCCCCGCUUCCUCUGACAUGGUCAAGCCCAACAUGGUGUCGCUAGUGGCCCACUACAACGGCGAAGGUCUGAGGCCGUCAGGGGUUACGACCUCUAGGAACCAAUUACAGGGAGGGGAGGUGGAUCCAGAGGGUCCGUCAAAGUGGAUUUAGUGAUGUUACGAAGCUUGCCUCUUGCCAGUAUGAUGGACAGGAGGCAUAGAGGGAAAUCUUUGAAAGCCUCAUGACUCUUCGGAAGUGGAGCCACAGGAGCUACUAGUCCGUCUUGAGGAAGGACAUCAAUCUGUCUGGCUCUGCACAAUGUUAUACAUUCUUUCGCCAUUUACUUUCUCAAAUACACCUAUGGACUGAGAGUGGGGAGAAAAGGGUGUGAAGAAACCCUGUUAUUUUUUUACAAUUUCUAAUGUUUUGUCAAAUAUAUUAGUUCUAUGAAAUGUCAUGAUGUGAUUUCACCGUCUGUACCUUUUACAGUACAAAGAUAAAGAGCGAUAAAGAGUGCAUUUUUGUAUUGAUCUGAGAUUGGAAUAACAGAUUGAGGAAACGCAAUUAUUGUAUUCAAGUAUUUUCAGGAGACAGUUUUCAAAGGUGUCAAGAUGACAAAGCGCUAAUGACAAAAAAACAACAAACACUAAAGGUAAUGAUGGGAUUGUACUGUUAAUGAUUUUUUAGCAUUGAUCUACUGCUGAACUCAGCAGUUCCAUCACUCAAACAUAUUCAAUUGUAGCUAGUCACGUAUAUAAUUUGUCAUAAACAUAGGUAGCAUGUGUCUGGCAUGUAUACUUCUUUUGAAAAACAUUUUAUGUAAAUAUGAAAAAAAGUACAAAAAGUUCCAUAUGUGGGGCAUGGAUCUGGAGGUCCAGGGUACUGUUGGUUUUCUUUUCUCCCAGGUGGUAAAUUGAUUGAUUAAUGUAACUUAUUGGCCAGAGAUUCCACUCACUGUGUUAGGUCGCAAUCAGUCCCUGAUUAUUUCUGGCCUUGCGGUCUGGAUCUGAGAAAAGGGGAUCUAAUCUGUUCUGACAAAAAUGUUGUAAUUGUUUUACUAUAUGUUGGGUCUGUAGGCAUUGCAAUCCUCAAGUGACUUGAAUAGAGCCCUGCUAUGUAAUAUAAACUAGCUUUAACAACUUUACAGCAUAAUGUACAAUAGUUUGUUCCUUUUCAUGUGAAAUAUGAUGGCCCGUGUUGUGAUUAAGGGCCUACUACUAGAUAGGUUGUUUACUUUGGCUAAUUUCCUAUUUGAAUAUCAAUGAAGUACUUUGGGACAUAAAACCAUGAAAAUAAUCACAUUUGCAUCAUACCCAAUUGGGUCUGACUGCAUGACUUGUUAUGACAUGAUACUAAAGUGAAAGUAGAGGACUGGUAGAGCAUGUCCUCUUGAGAUAUUGUAUUAUAACCUUAAGUCUUACAAAAUGUACUGUAUACAUUGGUCCUCAACCUUUGAGGCUAUGCUCAGUGCUUCAGGUGGAAUAAAAAAUGUGUAUUGGUGCACCAGUGAGUAGGCCUAAUGGCCCACUUCAUGUACAGUGUGUGCAGUAUGAACAAAGUGCACUUUCUGUUUUUUUUUUUUUAAGUGGAACACAUUUUUGUUCAAAUCUGAAAAAUGCGACUUUUAAAGUGGCAAUCAGCAGCUGAAACAAUAACAAAGCAUCACUGUUUCGCUAAAAGGCUGAGGUAUGGGGCUGGAGAAAUGUAGCACUCUCAUUCAUAGACAGAGCUAUGGAUGUAAGGACAAAAUUAUAGUUUUUACCAUUUACAUCAUUUACAAACAAUGGAGUAAAACAAGCUUAUAUUUUGGUUCUGACGGGGUACGACAGUUGAACUAAGGUCGUGAGGCAUUUCUAAGUUGUUCUUCAAGAAUCAAUGGGUACAUACACAUUUAUAUGUCCAAAAAUGUGUGUAGCAACUGCAGAUUGCCACUUCAACUAUGGACAAACCAGUUAUAGUAUGUAAAUAAUAUUAUACCAAAGCAAUAGAAAUUUCAUACUGUAUUGAGUGUUGCAGUUUAUUAAAGACUUUGAAAACAA
Salmo salar (Atlantic salmon) is the source of this 3547-nucleotide messenger RNA. Its product is annotated as pinopsin. Gene Ontology annotation, biological process: G protein-coupled receptor signaling pathway; visual perception. Gene Ontology annotation, molecular function: G protein-coupled receptor activity. Gene Ontology annotation, cellular component: membrane. Lineage: Eukaryota; Metazoa; Chordata; Actinopteri; Salmoniformes; Salmonidae. The record is from RefSeq and is a predicted model, not a curated record.